This is a messenger RNA of Schizophyllum commune H4-8, 1416 nucleotides long. Its product is annotated as glycoside hydrolase family 1 protein. Bases 1 to 1416 code for a protein of 471 amino acids. The transcript has 14 exons. Lineage: Eukaryota; Fungi; Basidiomycota; Agaricomycetes; Agaricales; Schizophyllaceae. Gene Ontology annotation, molecular function: beta-glucosidase activity. The record is from RefSeq and is a predicted model, not a curated record. Gene Ontology annotation, biological process: carbohydrate metabolic process.
AUGGCCGCGACAACUGUUCAGAAGAAAUUGCCCAAGGACUUCAUUUGGGGCUUUGCGACUGCGAGCUUUCAGAUCGAAGGAUCUACCGACGUUGACGGCCGUGGCAAGUCCAUCUGGGAUGAUUAUUCCCGUACGCCUGGAAAGACGCUAGACGGACGCAACGGCGACGUCGCCACCGACUCAUACAAGCGAUGGAAGGAGGACCUUGACCUCCUUGCCUCAUACCAUGUCAAAUCCUACCGCUUCAGCAUCGCCUGGUCGCGCAUCAUCCCCCUCGGCGGCCGUGACGACCCCAUAAACCCCGCCGGAAUCAAGUUCUACUCCGAUCUCAUAGACGGCCUCCUCGAGCGAGGCAUCAUUCCGUUCGUGACCCUAUACCACUGGGACCUCCCCCAAGGCCUGCACGACCGCUACGGGGGCUGGCUCAACAAGGAUGAGAUCGUCAAGGACUACACGAACUACGCCCGUGUAUGUUUUGAGAACUUCGGUGACCGCGUCAAGUACUGGCUCACCAUGAAUGAGCCAUGGUGCAUUUCCAUCCUUGGUUAUGGUCGUGGCGUCUUCGCGCCUGGACGUUCGAGCGAUCGCUUCCGGUCCGCAGAGGGCGACUCCUCUACCGAGCCUUGGAUUGUCGGCCACAACGUUAUCCUCUCGCACGCCAACGCCGUCAAGCUAUACCGGGACGAGUUCAAGUCGCGGCAAGGCGGCCAAAUCGGCGUCACUCUCAACGGCGACAUGGAGCUGCCCUGGGAUGACAGCCCAGAGAACAUCGCAGCCGCCCAGCACGCGCUCGACUUUGCCAUCGGCUGGUUUGCGGACCCCAUCUACCUCGGCCACUACCCCGAAUACAUGCGUGGAGUGCUCGGCGACCGUCUGCCCACUUUUACGCCAGAAGAGUGGGAGGUCGUCAAGGGCUCGUCGGACUUCUACGGCAUGAACACGUAUACGACCAACCUUGCGCGCGCCGGUGGAGAUGACGAGUUCCAGGGCCUGGUGGACUACACGUUCACGAGACCCGACGGCACUCAAUUGGGCACGCAAGCACACUGCGCGUGGCUGCAGGAUUACCCUGAGGGCUUCCGCCAGCUUCUCAACUACUUGUACAAGCGGUACAAGUUGCCGAUAUACGUCACCGAGAACGGCUUCGCCGUCAAGGACGAGGACAGCAUGCCGAAGGAGCAGGCCAUCAAGGACACCGACCGCGUGAACUACUUCCGCGGCAACACGAAAGCCAUUCUUGACGCUGUGAACGAGGACGGUGUCGACGUCCGCGCCUACUUCCCAUGGAGUCUGCUCGACAACUUCGAGUGGGCCGACGGCUACGUGACGCGCUUUGGCUGCACCUACGUCGACUACGAGACGCAGGAGCGUACGCCGAAGGACUCGGCGAAGUUCUUGGUGCAGGUGCGAUCAUAA